GCGGCUGCGCGGCGGCUGCUGAGGCGCCCGGCAGCCCCCGCGCGGCCCCGCCGCCAUGGCCUUCACGUUCGCCGCCUUCUGCUAUAUGUUGGCGCUGCUGCUCACGGCCGCGCUCAUCUUCUUCGCUAUCUGGCAUAUUAUAGCAUUUGAUGAACUGAAGACUGAUUACAAGAACCCCAUAGACCAGUGUAAUACACUCAAUCCUCUUGUACUUCCAGAGUACCUCAUCCAUGCAUUCUUCUGUGUCAUGUUUCUCUGUGCAGCAGAGUGGCUCACACUGGGUCUCAAUAUGCCCUUGUUGGCUUAUCAUAUUUGGAGGUACAUGAGCAGACCCGUGAUGAGCGGCCCGGGGCUCUACGAUCCUACGACCAUCAUGAAUGCAGAUAUUUUAGCCUAUUGCCAGAAAGAAGGAUGGUGCAAAUUAGCAUUCUACCUUCUAUCUUUUUUUUACUACCUAUAUGGCAUGAUUUAUGUUCUGGUGAGCUCUUAAGAAGACAUUCAACAAGCUUGUUCCAGUUAAGUGCAUGCAAAAGCCACAAAAAACAUGGAUUCUUUACAACAAGAACCUCUGACCAAGAUUAAAUCCGGAACCUGAUGUUCACAAUUGAGUUAGAAAGCAAUGACUCCCCUAUUUUUAAAAUAUUUCCACAUUUUAUACUUGUGGAAAGACUGUUUUCUUAUAUUUUACUGGGACGCUGAAAUUAAUGAAUUAUGUGUAAAUUAAUAUAAAGAUGACUGGGGUUUGAAAAGUGUUGACUUUGCACUCCUUAAGGAACAGCCAUAACCUUCAAGUAGGUGUUGGUUACUACUACCCUUAGUACUCUAGGGAUUUGCUGUAGGAUGGGCUUUGUAGUGGCUCACUUGGACUUGUGUAUCCCACUCUUUACUCUAAACCAGCCCUGGCUCCAAGUGCUUGGGAACAACUGGAAUGCUCUAUGUUUUGCCCAUAGGUGAUGUUGGUCUUAGGAUAUUAAUUCAUGGACACAAAAGCAAAAAUAGUUCUAUUUUGGUUUAUUUUUUUUAUUAUCUGGUUAAUCUUCCCCUGUAUGUGCAUCCAUAGGCCCAGAGCCUUCUGUAUCUUCUGCAGACAUUAACCCUGCUUUAAUCUCGAGCCUGUGCCAUUGUGGUAGGAGAAGCUGAAUUGUCCAUGAGGGAAUGAAUUUAAUUUUUUUUUUUUUAAUGUCUGUGCUGAUUAACAAAUGGACAAACCUCCAAAGUUUAUCAAGUCCAAAGGUGAAAACACUCUUGGGUUUAAGAGAAGUAAAUACUACAGACUUUUUCAAAGCAGAAGGUGAGAUUGUGAAACUGCCCCGCUGUUCCUUAGUGCAAUAAAUGAUAAUAAAAAAAACAAAUCUCAAAUUCAGCAACAUUUCUUUUUAUGUGGUGCCUUUUGUUUUGUUUAUAGAUUAAACAGAUCCUUGCUGUGUUCA
Messenger RNA from Haemorhous mexicanus (house finch), 1430 nucleotides. RefSeq names its product cornichon family AMPA receptor auxiliary protein 1 (gene CNIH1). The coding region runs from base 56 to 490 and encodes 144 amino acids. Gene Ontology annotation, biological process: vesicle-mediated transport. The record is from RefSeq and is a predicted model, not a curated record. The transcript has 5 exons. NCBI's taxonomy places the organism in Eukaryota, Metazoa, Chordata, Aves, Passeriformes, Fringillidae.